This is a messenger RNA of Anisakis simplex (herring worm), 933 nucleotides long. The record is from the annotation of a GenBank genome assembly. Lineage: Eukaryota; Metazoa; Nematoda; Chromadorea; Rhabditida; Anisakidae.
AUGAGUUCGCAAAUAGGCGCAAUUGUCUCUGUGAAUGCGCUCAUUGGUCGUGUUCUGAAACAUCCCAAAGGUGAUUUGGCUGAUCGAUUGAAUUCAACAAUAACCGUAUGUAUUCUGGCUCUUACUGCUGGUUUUUUGAUGAGCACACAUAUUUGGGGUGAGCCGAUUACAUGCUGGACACCAGCACAGUUCACCAAAGGAUGGACUGAUUUUGUGAAUCAGUAUUGCUAUAUACAUGGAACUUAUUUCGUACCGUUGGAUGAAGAGCUCGAUUUCAAUGCAGCUGAGAGACGACGUUUCACAAUAACCUACUAUCAAUGGGUGCCUUAUGUUUUAGCUGUUCAAGCCGUUCUAUAUUAUAUGCCUCGACUUAUGUGGCGUUACUUGUGUGCUAUGUCAGGUUUCGAUUUGGUUGGUGCAAUACGAUCAACUGAACAGUUAUGGGAUGAUGUAAGGAGAAAUGAAGAUAAAUUCAAAGGAAGACUAGCGAGUUUCGAGCAGCAAAGUGCCGUCUAUAUAUGGGAUGGUAUACAUUUAGGAAGACGGAAACGCUUACAUCAUUUGACACUUUAUUAUGUGGUAUUUACUGCGGUGCAAACUUUGAACGCAUGGUUGCAAUUCAUUUGGCUAAAUGAAUCAUUACAAUCGGUCACUUAUUCAUUUUGGGGACCGAGCAUUAUUAUGGACUUGUAUCGUGGCGUUGAUUGGCAGACUUCUGGACAUUUUCCACGCAUAACGCAUUGUGACUUUUCUCGUCGACGUCCUGCAUCCGUUCAGAAUCGAACGUCAGUGGAACAUUUUCUUCGAUUGUUGGGCAAAGAUGGCCUCUUCAUUGUGCAACAAAUUUCAAUUAAUGUUGGUGAUCUGCCUACCAGGUUACUUUUCUUGUCUAACACAAUACUUCGGUUUUGCAAUAAUGAAUGCCUAAGAUAA